Messenger RNA from Neomonachus schauinslandi (Hawaiian monk seal), 986 nucleotides. It is a transcript of the gene SLC25A30, whose product is annotated as solute carrier family 25 member 30. Gene Ontology annotation, biological process: mitochondrial transport. The record is from RefSeq and is a predicted model, not a curated record. Lineage: Eukaryota; Metazoa; Chordata; Mammalia; Carnivora; Phocidae. Gene Ontology annotation, cellular component: mitochondrial membrane. The transcript is spliced from 9 exons. Bases 1 to 876 code for a protein of 291 amino acids.
AUGUCGGCCCUCAACUGGAAGCCCUUUGUGUACGGGGGGCUGGCCUCCAUUACAGCAGAAUGCGGUACUUUUCCAAUUGACUUAACGAAGACACGGCUCCAGAUUCAAGGCCAGACAAAUGAUGCAAACUUUAAAGAAAUCAGGUAUCGAGGAAUGUUGCAUGCGUUAGUGCGGAUAGGCAGAGAAGAAGGGCUGAAAGCUCUGUACUCAGGAAUUGCCCCUGCGAUGUUACGCCAGGCUUCCUACGGCACUAUCAAGAUAGGCAUUUACCAGAGCUUGAAGCGGCUGUUUGUUGAACACCCAGAAGAUGAAACUCUACUGAUAAAUGUGGUAUGUGGAAUUCUCUCUGGAGUCGUAUCCUCAACCAUCGCUAAUCCAACUGAUGUUUUGAAAAUACGGAUGCAGGCACAAAGCAGCACCUUUCAAGGUGGAAUGAUAGGCAACUUCAUUAACAUUUACCAGCAAGAGGGAGCAAGGGGACUGUGGAAGGGCGUGUCCCUUACGGCCCAGAGGGCUGCCAUCGUUGUCGGCGUGGAGCUACCGGUCUAUGACCUCACCAAGAAGCAUCUGAUUCUCUCGGGCCUAAUGGGAGACACUGUGUAUACCCACUUCCUUUCAAGCUUCACCUGUGGUCUGGCUGGGGCGCUGGCCUCCAACCCCGUCGAUGUUGUGAGAACACGGAUGAUGAAUCAGAGAGUCCUUCGGGAUGGCAGGUGUUCUGGCCACACAGGUACCCUGGACUGCUUGUUACAGACAUGGAAGAAUGAAGGGUUUUUUGCUCUGUAUAAAGGAUUUUGGCCAAAUUGGUUGAGACUUGGUCCUUGGAAUAUCAUUUUCUUUGUGACAUAUGAGCAGUUGAAGAAAUUGGAUUUGUGACAAGUCAAGGCUGCCUGAGACGGCGCUCUGCAAAGGCUCCCUUCCGAAACAAUAAAGCUUCCUGCGUGUCACGCUGCUUCUCACUGCUUGGUUCAUCGCAGAUUCUGAAG